AUGAUACCGAGGCGAGAAGAGCUCGUCGAGACGACACCGCUCAGUCCGCGUGUUAGCAAUGAGUCGGACGUGAGCGAAUACCUACACGGAGAGGACUUUCUGGACAGCCCGGCGAGCGAAGUCAGUCAGUGGACCGAAGGGGGGAAGGGGCCCGCGAGUGCUUGGACAGCAAAACUGAGGCAUGCCGUGGGCAUAGCGCUCCUACUCGCGACAGUGCUGUUAUGGACAGCGAGUAAUUUCCUCGCCAGUACGAUAUUCGCAGACAACUCGUAUUCAAAGCCGUACCUAGUAACCUACGUAAACACGACCUUCUUCGUCAUACCCCUAAUCCCCAUGUUCGUCCACCACCUAUGGGUCGACCGUCACCGGCCCAGCGCGCGCCAACCCGGACAGCCCCUCACAGCGCAUGUACGCGAUCUCCUGCAGCGACGAGCAGGCAAAUGGAAACUCCUCCGUGAACACGAAUCCCGCUCUUCGUCGCGGGCCUCCAACAAAAGCCGCAACGACGAAGCCGCAGAAGUCCUCUUAUCAUCCUCGCUACAUACAUCGCAGGACUCGCGCGAGGCGCCACACAAGGAGCACGAAGCAGACGAAGGACUAACAUUACAAGACACAGCCAAACUAGCCCUAGAAUUCUGCCUCCUCUGGUUCCUUGCAAACUACUUCGCCGCCGCCUGUCUCGAAUACACGACCGUCGCCAGCUCCACGAUCCUAGCGUCUACCUCGAGUAUCUGGACGCUGCUCCUCGGCUCCCUCAUGCGCGUCGAGCGCUUCACCCUGCUAAAGCUCAUCGGCGUCUUGGCAUCGCUCGGCGGCGUGGCACUCAUUUCCAUGGUCGAUGUGUCUGGCGAAACGGACGAAAACCGGGGUAGCUUCCCGCACAAGACGCCCCGCGAACUGGCUAUUGGCGAUGUCAUGGCGUUUGUGUCGGCCGCGCUGUAUGGCUUCUACACUGUGUUCAUGAAGGCAAAGAUUGGCGAUGAGACAAAGGUUAACAUGCCUCUUUUCUUCGGUCUCGUUGGGUUGAGUAAUGUUAUGCUACUCUGGCCUGGUUUCAUCAUCCUCCAUCUUACGGGUAUCGAGACGUUUGAACUUCCGCCUACAUCUCGCAUCCUCAAUAUCGUCCUCAUCAAUAGCGCCUCCUCGCUGGUAUCCGACUUUUGCUGGGCCUACGCUAUGCUUCUCACCUCGCCGCUCAUCGUCACCGUAGGUCUCAGUUUGACUAUUCCGUGCAGUUUGGUCGGGCAAAUGGUGCUGGAUGCGCAGUAUGCGUCUGCGUUGUAUUGGGUUGGUGCGGCCAUUAUGGUGCUUUCGUUUUUGUUUAUCAAUCAUGAGGAUCGCAAGGAUGAGGCGCAAGGACUGCAGAGUCAGGGCGCUGAUGGCGUGGUGACGGAUGCUAGGGGCAGCUUUCAGGGAUUACGGCAGAGUUUGGGUAGUCGACGGAAUUCCAGAUCGGAUGUUUGA
Messenger RNA from Pyrenophora tritici-repentis Pt-1C-BFP, 1464 nucleotides. RefSeq names its product RhaT, Permease drug/metabolite transporter (DMT) superfamily. NCBI's taxonomy places the organism in Eukaryota, Fungi, Ascomycota, Dothideomycetes, Pleosporales, Pleosporaceae. Gene Ontology annotation, cellular component: fungal-type vacuole membrane. The record is from RefSeq and is a predicted model, not a curated record.